Rhinopithecus roxellana (golden snub-nosed monkey) is the source of this 7582-nucleotide messenger RNA. It is a transcript of the gene BIN1, whose product is annotated as bridging integrator 1. Gene Ontology annotation, cellular component: synaptic vesicle; plasma membrane; cytoplasm. The record is from RefSeq and is a predicted model, not a curated record. The transcript has 12 exons. Gene Ontology annotation, molecular function: phospholipid binding; tau protein binding. Gene Ontology annotation, biological process: regulation of endocytosis. Bases 450 to 2003 code for a protein of 517 amino acids. Lineage: Eukaryota; Metazoa; Chordata; Mammalia; Primates; Cercopithecidae.
GGGAAGACCAAGACGCCAGGCCCGCGGAUUAGUCCCCGCCCCGGGGCGGUGUCGCUGGAGCGUCAGGGGAGUCCCGCUCGCUGCAGCCCCAGCGCCGCGCGCGCCCCUCCCUCCUCGCGGACCUGGCGGUGCCGGCGCCCGGAGUGGCCCUUUAAAACGGCAGCUUCUUGUCCGGAGGGGGCGGGCGGGGGGCGCCGACCGCGGCCCGAGGCCCGGCCCCUCCCCUCUCCCUCCUUCUGUCCCCGCGUCGCUCGCUGGCUCGCUGGCUCGCUGGCUCGCUCGCCUGCCCGGCGCACGCUCCGCCUCCGUCAGUUGGCUCCGCUGUCGGGUGCGCGGCGUGGAGCGGCAGCUGGUCUGGACGCGCGGCCGGGGCUGGGGGCUGGGAGCGCGGCGCGCAAGAUCUCCCCGCGCGAGAUCGGCCCCUGCCACCGGGCGAGGCCUGCGCCGCGAUGGCAGAGAUGGGCAGUAAAGGGGUGACGGCGGGAAAGAUCGCCAGCAAUGUGCAGAAGAAGCUCACCCGCGCGCAGGAGAAGGUUCUCCAGAAGCUGGGGAAGGCAGAUGAGACCAAGGAUGAGCAGUUUGAGCAGUGCGUCCAGAAUUUCAACAAGCAGCUGACUGAGGGCACCCGGCUGCAGAAGGAUCUCCGGACCUACCUGGCCUCUGUCAAAGCCAUGCACGAGGCUUCCAAGAAGCUGAAUGAGUGUCUGCAGGAAGUGUAUGAGCCUGACUGGCCCGGCAGGGAUGAGGCAAACAAGAUUGCAGAGAACAACGACCUGCUAUGGAUGGAUUACCACCAGAAGCUGGUGGACCAGGCGCUGCUGACCAUGGACACGUACCUGGGCCAGUUCCCUGACAUCAAGUCACGCAUCGCCAAACGAGGGCGCAAGCUGGUGGACUAUGACAGUGCCCGGCACCACUACGAGUCCCUUCAAACUGCUAAAAAGAAGGAUGAAGCCAAAAUCGCCAAGGCCGAGGAGGAGCUCAUCAAAGCCCAGAAGGUGUUUGAGGAGAUGAAUGUGGAUCUGCAGGAGGAGCUGCCCUCCCUGUGGAACAGCCGCGUAGGUUUCUAUGUCAACACGUUCCAGAGCAUCGCGGGCCUAGAGGAAAACUUCCACAAGGAGAUGAGCAAGCUCAACCAGAACCUCAACGACGUGCUGGUUAGCCUGGAGAAGCAGCACGGGAGCAACACCUUCACGGUCAAGGCCCAGCCCAGAAAGAAAAGUAAACUGUUUUCACGGCUGCGCAGAAAGAAGAACAGUGACAACGCGCCUGCAAAAGGGAACAAGAGCCCUUCACCUCCAGAUGGCUCACCUGCCGCCACCCCUGAGAUCAGAGUCAACCACGAGCCAGAGCCAGCCGGCGGGGCCACGCCCGGAGCCACCCUCCCCAAGUCCCCAUCUCAGCUCCGGAAAGGCCCACCAGUCCCUCCGCCUCCCAAACACACCCCGUCCAAGGAAGUCAAGCAGGAGCAGAUCCUCAGCCUGUUUGAGGACACGUUUGUCCCUGAGAUCAGCGUGACCACCCCCUCCCAGGUCAGCCGCGGCCGCCGCGGCCCAGCUCUCCUCUCUUCCUGCCCUCUCAGGGCGUGCAUGGCCUUCAUCCUCUAUGCUUCUGUCUCAAGAGCCAAGAAUCUGGCCAGAGAGACUGUCAGUUUCCCUCCUCACCCUUCCUUCCCUCCGUCCAUCAUCCUCCAUCAUCAUCACCCAUCUCUGAGCAUGUACCAAGGCUGGAUGCAGGGCCACAGAGGGGAAAGGUGCCCACCCCUCCCGGCACAGCAGUCACGUCAGCAGUACCCUUGCGGUUCAGUGGGUGCUAUGGCAGAGGGGGCUGGGGAGUGUGGAGGCCCCGUGGUGUCAGGGAAGGCUUCCCGGUGCAGGGAGAGUUGGAAGGCUCUGGAGUGGCUGAAGCACCUGGACUUCAGCUUCCACAGCUGCUGUCAGGCACUUGAGUGCGGGGGCAGCGGCCAGGCUUCAGAGCACAGCUGCUGUGUGCACACUCCCUGAGAGGUGUGCAUGCCCAGAUGCAGCAGGGAGCCACCCAGGGUGGCUUGGGUCUCUCCCAAUGGACCCUCGGCUCAGCUGUGGAGGUGCCUCUGGGGAGCCCGGCCCACUGCCCCAGGUCUCACGUCCUUCUUGGUGGGGGCCGGGCGGGAGUGUCUUGCUGGAAGCGCCACUCGCCAGUGCUGGAGUGGGCUGAUGUGUUGUCAGAUUUGCCCAGGGGUGGCUGGCCUUCCCUUCACUCCCCCAGAGCUGACUGCCUCCUCAAGGCCAGCCAUCCAGGCCUCGGCCUCCCUCCUGUGGUGAGCCAGGGCCCUUCCCACAUGGGGAGCCUCACCUGUAGGGGAGGCUGUCCAGUCCAGGCUGUGGGGCCUCCAGCAAACCCCUUCACACAGCUCAGAUGCCUAGUGGGGAUAGGUUGGAGGGUGUGAGUGUGGGGAGUGGCUGCUGGGAACUGCGAACAGUGGUCGCUGCUAGGAAGGGCUGGGAAUGGCGGGCCUCAAGCCCCUAUGCAAAGACUAGGGCUAGAACUAAGGAGCUUUAGAUCCAAGGCUGCAGGUGUCUGGGUAAGUGACGCAGGUGUCAGGGACCUGGCAGGCUUGGGAGCCCCUCUCUGUGGGAUGGUGGCAGAGGGCGAUGUAGGAAGAGCAGUGUGGGGUCAGGGCUGAGGACCUCCAGGGCUGCUUGCUGCUGGCCUCCCUGGCUCGAGCGUGCCUCCACCCUGGGGAUGCCCAGUGUGUGUGCAGGUGAGGGAGAUGGGAUGGCAUGGACACUGGCAAAUACUGAGCGGGGAGUGGUGCCAGCCACUCCCAUUAGGCCUAUAUCCCAUUAGGCCCCCAUUAUGCAUCAUGCCCCCAUUUAACAGGUGAGGAAAGGAACCUAGAGCAUGUGCCGCGGGCCCACGCCAGAACAAGGUGUGCCAGGCCGGGAGGUGGCCCAGAGACCACCCGCACCCAGGUUCUGAGCACGCCUGUCCCUCUAUGCCAUACCUGCCUCCCUGGCCACCGCGUGUGCCAUCUCCAGGCAACUGGUCUUCCUGGUCUGGGGUGGGGGAGCCAUGACCUUUGGGUGGAGCAUGGGGCAGGGGUGGGCUUGCCCUUGUCCAUGACGCUGGUGCCCACGGGCUUCCCAGCUGUGGGGUGGUGAAUAGCCUGUGUCCCUGCAUGGAGGGACAGUCCCGGGUCCACAUGGCGAGGUGCCACCUGCCAGGGCAGGACAGCGAAGGGAUGGUCAGCUCUCUGGCGGGUGACCCUCCCCUCGGCACACGAUGGGUAUUGCUGCCUGGGUUGGCUGACUUCUCUGAGACAGGAGGGAGGGGUGUUGCUGGGGUAGGGUGGGAGCCGCUGGGGAGAGAUGCUGGCUGCCCACUGGUUGGAGGCACCUAGGAGCUGUGCACAGGCGUCCACGUGGCUCUUUCUUCAGAGACGGCCGGUUAUGGGGCAGAGCAGUGACCUCCCCACCCUGGCUUCCCCAGACAGGGCUGGACCUAAAGGAAAGUCAGCUGAUGGGAUGGGCCCAGGGCAGGGCUUGGGGCCUGGGGCCUGGGGCCCCUGGUUCCAAGGAGUGAGUCUAUUUGGCCUGGGUUCUCUGACACCUCGGCGUGGCCAUGUGGACUGCUCCACGCCUUGUCCCCUGAGCUGCGGGACAGCUGGGUGUUCUUAGGACUGAGGGCCUUGGGUCUCUCCCAACGGGCCCUCAGCUCAGCUGUGGAGGUGCCUCUGGUGAGCCCGGCCCACAGCCCCAGGUCUCACGUCCUUCAUGGUGGAGGCUGCGUGGAAGGGCACCCCUGUCCGUGCCCAGUGCCUGUAAGAGUGUGUGGAGGUACAAGAUGGAGACCGGAGCCGAGCCACUCCCCGCUCCUCAGAAGGCAGCUUGUGCCCUGGGCAUGGGCAUGGGCAUGGGCGUGGCCGUGGGCAUGGGCGCUGUCCAGGGCUCACUGGAGUCAUUGUUCCCGCCUGUGCCGGGGGCUCUAAGGAAGCCCCUUCCUCCCCAUGCUAGUCUGGCCCAGCUUAUGGGGAGGCUCGUCACAGUGUGGCCAGGGCCACCGUGUCCCAUCCCUGGGGCCAUGCCUGUCACAUGCCUAUUCCUGGGCUCACUGGAAGGGGAUCUUGGGGGGUGGCUGCUGGGGAGGGGUCAAGGGCCUCCAGUUUUAACCCAGGUGCCCCAGGUGGUUCUGAAGCCCCUGAAUGUUGAAGACCCCCACUUGGAAGCUUGGCCUCUUGGGCUUUGUGGGCUGGCCCCACCCUUUCCUCCAUCCCUGGAGCUGGCUGGUGGCGGUGUUGCCACAGAGUGACCUGCCUGUCUGGGGUUGAAGAAAAGCCAGUGGAAAGUCUCUGCCUUUGGAGCUUUCCCAGUCGGGAGCACUGACGGUGGCUGUGGCCUGGUGCCACUCUUGCCACUGGGGAGUAGCCGCAUGAGCUACUCUUGGGCAGGGAGCGGAGAGGAGGUGCAGGCACGGGGCGGGCGGGGGGUCGGGGGCGCCAGCUUGUGGAUGGAGGUGGGAGAGACCUGGGACCUGGCGCUGGCUCUGCGGGGUGGUGGCCACGCCUAUGACUGGGAGUUUGAAGCGGGCACUGGGGUCGUCCUCCUGGUGUGGGCGGGAGCCUGUGCGGGGGCGUGUGGCUUUGGGCAAUGUUCCUGGGUGUGAGGUGGAUGGGCUGGUGCCUGGGCUGUGUGCCAGCGUGUGCAUGUAUGUGCACUUGCUCUGUGCAUGUGUGUCGCAUGUGUGUGUGUGUGUGUGUGUCCAUGCGUGUGCCUGCAUCUGCAGUGUCUGCCUGGGGUGAGGGCUCCCAGCUUAACACUAACUGCUUCCUCCUCUGCUGCUGCUGCCAAGUUUGAGGCCCCGGGGCCUUUCUCGGAGCAGGCCAGUCUGCUGGACCUGGACUUUGACCCCCUCCCGCCCGUGACGAGCCCCGUGAAGGCACCCACGCCCUCUGGUCAGGUUGGUUGUGCCCACCAUUGCCAUGGGCCCACCAGCCUCCAGGUGCCCAACCCUGGGCUCAUGUUGCCCAUUGGUCAUGUGACCCCAUCUAGGCCUGGGUCACUGCCCUUCCCCUGGCACCCCAGCCUUCCGCCCUCAUCACCUCCUAGUUGUAGGGCAGGGAACAGCCCCUUAUCAGCUGGGAGAACUCAGUAGGAGGUCACUGAACACUACCCAGCAACUCUGUGCUCAUCUUGCACCCUGGCCUGGGGUCUUGAAGCUCCCUGAGAGGUGUCAGGAGCUCAGUCACCUGCAAACCUUGGAGUCUAGCUGGCUCUGAGCCACUCCUGCACCUGCUGGGCUGGAGGGCCUGGGGGGAGCGGGGGUAGUGUCCCUGGGGACUGCUUGCCACCCUGUCUCUAACCUCUGUGCUAACUGUCCUUCUCGCCCUCACUGCUGCGCUCAGUCAAUUCCAUGGGAUCUCUGGGAGGUAAGCUGUGCAUCUGCUCUGUGUCCAGCCCCUGUGGGAGCCACUCUUCCAUAUGUGUCCGGGCCCACGUGCCUUGGCCUCCUCCUAGCCUGUUCACAGGUGCACACACCCCACACACACCCCACACGCAGCACACACAGGCAUGUGCUCAGGCACAGGGAGCUGGUGAGGCCGUCCAUCUCCAGCCAUUCUGCUGCUGUUCCCUCUGGCAGGCCCUUGGGAAAGGGGAUCCUCAGUUUAGCUUGAGACAGGGGUCCCCUGAAACCUGGUCUUGUUUUCAUAGCCUGUGAGUGUUUGCCUCCGGACAGAAGCGGGCCGGGGACCCAGGACGGACGAGUGUCCUCAGGGUGUGGGGCAGGAGGGCCUCGGGUGGAAGGUUCUUGCCCUCUCUGAGCUUUCAGGCAGUGGGGAGCUAUUUGGGAGGAGGGGGAGAGGGGAGGAAUGGAUGGUUUGAGAGAGUCAGGGAAGACAGGGUGUGGCUGGGUGCCUUCUGAGAGCAGGGCCUGCAGGCAGGUGCAAGGCCAGCUCACACAGGACCCGUGUCACUGUCACCUGAUAGCUCAGGACACAGAGGCUCAGGGAGGGCUUGGUACUUGCCCAAGAACUGGUCAUGGUAGAGCCAGAAUUCCAACAGGGUUUCCUGGGCUCUGUCCCUGAGACCCCCUGAUAAAGGCAGAGACACUGGGAGGGGCAGGCGGGUGUACAGGUGCCCUUGGGGCACCCGCUGGCAGCCCCGGCUCCUGGGAGCUCUGGAGGCUCCAUGGCAGGAUUUCCCUGUGGAGGAGGCUAGAAAAAGCCAGCCUGGUGUGGGCUGCAGGGCCAUUUUGACAAGUGGGUUUUGGUAGGUGCCAAGCUUGGGCAGCAGACACCCUGCCUGUCCCUUUGGCAGUGAUAAGAGAGAGGAUGUGGGAGGCGGGUGGCCAGCCGGGCUCUGCUGGUACCCACCCUGCCCCACCAACCCCAGCCGCUGGUGAUAUCUUCUCUCGUCUUGUGAUCCUGCCCAUUGUCCUUCCACCCCGGCCUCCCCUCCCCCUCCCUGUUCUCUCCUCGUGGCCUGUUACCAGCCCACAGAGAGUCCAGCCGGCAGCCUGCCUUCCGGGGAGCCCAGCGCUGCCGAGGGCACCUUUGCUGUGUCCUGGCCCAGCCAGACGGCCGAGCCGGGGCCUGCCCAAGUAAGUGCCCACCUCCAGCCCCUGUCUGGCUUGUCCCCAGUCUCUGGGGGUGCAGCAUGGAAGGAGAGCCCCGAGGAGGGGUUGCAGGAGGGACCAGGCCACCAUGGAUGUGAGGGUGAGGACAGUGUCCUGAGCUAGGCUGCCCCAGCAUGGGCUUGUCACCAAGGCUGCCAGGGGUGAGUGAGCACAGCUGGGCACAUCAGCCCCUCCUGCUCACCCACCCCAGCCCAGCCUCCCAGCACAGCCUCCCAGUGCAGCCUCCCAGACCAGCCUCCCAGCUCAGGCCUCCCAGAGUAGGAGGAGGAGCGUUCAGAGCACCUACUGGUUUAUGCCAGGCACUUUCCAGAAUCUUCUCAUUUAAUCUUCAUUGUCACCUUGCCAGCCAGACACCUCCUCCUUUGACAGAUGAGGAGAUGGGGGACUAGAAGGGUUGAGUCACUUGGUUCCAGCACUCAGAAGUGGCCAAGUCUGAGUGUUGGCCCAGGUCAGCCCAGCUCUGGGGCCCCUGCAGGGCCUGCUGUGGUGCCCGUGCUGUGCCACACCCUUCUUGGGUUUGGGCUGCACACAGGCUGCACCGCACUGCCUGUGCUUGGUUGUGCUCAGGCUGGGACAGAUGUGUGCUGCUGUCCCCUGCCAUGGACCGUCUGUAGGUUCAGAAAGCUCCUGCCACCUGCCAGGCCAAGCAGGGUGGGCGGGCGGUGGCUGUGGUUGGGUGAGGUCUUGGUGCCGAGAGGGCAGGGCCUGUGAGGCGGGGUUGGGGGUGGCACUCCGGGGCUUGCACUGGGCGUCUUCACAGCAUGCCACUCACAUCCCUGGGCGUGCCAGCGCCUACUCUUCAGCUGCUUCCCGGGCCCAGGCCUGACCUGUCCAGCAGGGGCUCCCUGGAUUCUUCGAGGCACUGGGCGGCUCUAGACCCUGCUGCCAGCCAGGCGAUGCCGCCAGCCCUCUCACUUGGGUGCUGCCCUCCUGUGGCCUGUUUCCUGUGUCCUGAUUGUGUCCUGUC